AGAAGAAUGUGUUGUCAAAACAUAACCUCAUUUUUAGUUUCUGACUCAAUUUUUGAUUUUUGUGGAUUUCGGGUCCCUUUGAAAGACAUAAUAGGUACACAACAGAGCCACCAAAGGAGUUUAAUUCGGUUUGAAGUCGAGUUGUCGAAUGUUUUGAUCUCAUCUUCGAAGUAUGCCUGCCUACCAUUCAAGUUUUCUUGAACCACCAAAGAUUAUUGGCAAUACAGCAAUUUUACCGAUAAGAACUCAAUUCAGAGGUCCAGCGCCACAGCAUCUUAUUGCAGACCAAGAUAUUAUUGAUGAAUCAAUUUACUUCUUCAAAGCAAAUGUUUUUUUCAGAACAUAUGAAAUCAAGUCUGAAGCCGACAGACUACUGAUUUAUAUAACUUUGUACAUAACAGAAUGUUUGAAAAAACUGCAGAGAUGCAGUAAUAAAAGUCAAGCACAAAAUGAAAUGAAAACACUAGCUGCAUCUAGAUUUGAUAUUCCUGGAGAUCCAGGAUUUCCUCUAAAUUCAGUAUAUAGUAAACCUGCUAAUCAAAAUGAUGUUGAGUUUCUGAAAGCAUAUCUGACACAGGUGAGACAGGAAGUGGGACUAAGAGUAUGUGAUAAAGUUUUUGGGGAAGAUGGUAAGCCAAGCAAAUGGUGGCUCUGCUUUGCUAAGAAGAAGUUCAUGGAUAAGUCUUUGUCAGGACCUGGACAAUAAUAUUAAUUAUUGCAUGUGUUUUAUUUUAUACUGCUUUGUUUUUUGUUGUCAGCAAUUUGACUCUCAUCAAAAGUACUUCAGUCUUAAAGGAUAUGAAAUUGCUCAAAAUAUUUACUAAAAUAGUAUUAUUUCCCUACUUCACCAAUUUAUUUCUAAUUUGUAUGAUCUUUGAUUAAAAAGUGAUUAUAAUGCUUCAUUCCAUGAAUAAAUGACUGAAUGAAAGAA
Messenger RNA from Phaedon cochleariae (mustard beetle), 931 nucleotides. Lineage: Eukaryota; Metazoa; Arthropoda; Insecta; Coleoptera; Chrysomelidae. The record is from the annotation of a GenBank genome assembly.